AUGCAGCAGCCUAAAGAAAAUGCUUUAUUAGUAGAUAAUAAUUCAGCACUGUAUAUAACAAUGGAAACUUCUAAUAAAAUUUUAGAUGACACUCUCACAGCUAAAAGCUCUUUCUCUUUAUUGAAUUUUCAGCUCUCUUAUGCACCUCAACCUGAAUCUCCUUACUUAUUUUUCUUCAUAGAGAACACAAAAACAAUACAAAAGCUAAAUCUUGAGGAUUGAAAUUCUGAAUUUUCUAAUUAUGAAUUAAAAAGCAAAGUCCAAUAUAUAUCCAGCAUCUGCAAGCUUCCAAAUGGACAGCUUUUUUGCCUUGCAAAUCUUGUCAGUGAUAAUUCAGGGACUGCAUUUAUCAUCGAGGACACUAAAAGGAUAACUUAUCUUCCUUUUAAUCAACAUUUUUCAUAUACAGAAGGGAUUUACUAUCAAGAUGCGGUAUAUAUUCUGGGCAAAUUGGAUACAGAUUGUCAAAAAUUUGACUUGAACAGUAAAAAAUGAGUAACAUUAGCAAAACUUCCAGGCCGUUUACAAGAGUGCAAUGCUUUGAAGUUUGGAGGCAAAAUUUUAUAUGCUGGGCGUGGAGAAAUCGUCGGAAUUUAUGAUUUUAUUGCAAAUUCCCAUAUGAUAGCCUUGCAAACGUCCUCUGCAUUAAAUUAUGCAUUUAUUUGAGACGAUAGGGCAUAUAUUGUGUCGAGUCAUGUAGGAAGAGGUGUUUGGCUAUACGAAAGCAAAUAUAAAAAUCCAUAUGAUUGGGAAAUUAUUGAAAAUCUCUGCUUGGCUGCUGGAAAUUCUUGAAUUAUAAGGUCCAAAACUGUAUAUCAAGGGUCAUGGUAUUUCGAAUUGGAUAACAAAGUUUACAGAUUUCACUUGCAAACUAAAGAUUUACGACUACUGAAAUUAAUAAAUAAACCUUAA
This is a messenger RNA of Blepharisma stoltei, 912 nucleotides long. The record is from the annotation of a GenBank genome assembly. NCBI's taxonomy places the organism in Eukaryota, Ciliophora, Heterotrichea, Heterotrichida, Blepharismidae.